Messenger RNA from Pseudogymnoascus verrucosus, 1377 nucleotides. RefSeq lists its product as uncharacterized. The transcript has 12 exons. Gene Ontology annotation, molecular function: methyltransferase activity. NCBI's taxonomy places the organism in Eukaryota, Fungi, Ascomycota, Leotiomycetes, Thelebolales, Thelebolaceae. Bases 210 to 1133 code for a protein of 307 amino acids. The record is from RefSeq and is a predicted model, not a curated record.
CUGUUCACGGACCUCGCGGGUGCCGCAUCUGACACCCAGUGCCAAGCACUAAACUUAUUAUCCGUCGUCACAGUUAGGCUAGAGACAACUGAACCUCAAGAGUCUGCAGCAAUGCUGCAGCAGGUUUAAGCAAUAACAAAGUAGGUCCAUAUCGAAAUUAAGCGUCCUGAUCUCAAUGCUUAAGAUAGGAGUGUAUAUGGAGCCUUGAAAUGACGUCCGACUCGAGCGAGUACCUGUCUUUAACAGGCGAGGCCAAUGAGUAUGUCUUUGAAAAUGGUCGCCGGUAUCAUGGAUAUAAGCCUGGGCGAUAUAUGCUUCCAAAUGAUGAAAACGAGAUGGAUCGAGAAGAUAUGAAGCAUCACAUUUCCAUGCUUAUCACUAAGGGCCGCCUGCACCUUGCACCAAUCGGGGCAGACCCCGAAGUUAUUCUGGAUAUUGGCACAGGCACAGGAAUAUGGGCUAUAGACACAGCCGAUCUAUAUCCAAAUGCAAAGGUUAUAGCAACAGACUUGAGUCCUAUACAGCCCCAAUGGGUCCCACCAAACCUCACCUUCGAAAUCGACGACGCAGAAGAAGACUGGCUCUUCGAACCCCAAUCCAUCGACCUCGUCCAUGCCCGCUACCUCUUCCACGGCAUCCGCGACUGGCCGCGUCUCCUCCAGCAAGCUAAGAGAGUCCUCAAACCAGGCGGCUACGUUGAGCUAGUCGAAAUGCACGUCAUCCCCUCCUCCCCCGACAACACCCUCCCCCCCAACUCGCAAAUCAUGGAAUUGUACACCACCCUCGCGGAGGUCAGCCAAGAAGUCGGCCUCGACCUGUCCGUCGCCCAGAAGUACGGAUCCAUGAUGGUAAGCGCCGGCUUCGAGAACGUGGUGGAAGAAGUCUUUGAUCUACCUAUCGGCGACUGGAUGCAGGAUCGGCGUAUGAAGGAGGUAGGCGCAUUUCAGCGCUAUCAGAUGGUGGAGGGACUGCAUGGGAUUGCGUUUGGGGCGCUGACGAGGGUGGCGGGGUGGACGCCGACGAGGGUGCAGGUGUUUUUGGCGGGGGUGAGGAGGGAGAUGAGGGAUAGGGGGGUGCAUUGUAUGUAUAAGCUGCAUUUUGUGUAUGGGCGUGUGCCGGAAUCGGUGAAGUAGCUCAACUUUUGGCGUUUGGUUCCUCGAGCCUAUGGAACGGGAGAAUUGGUGUUUGGAUACUACGAGAGAAGAAGAUGGAGGGCAACGUAUAUUAUGACUGUUUCUAGCCUUUUAGGGCUGGCUGUGGGUUUGAGGGACUGCAUAUAACCUUUUAUGGUUGUGGGUUUGUAGGCUUAAGUGUUUGGCGUUUACAAUAUCAAUACGUAAGCCAACUCACUGUUUGUCUCGUCCCGAUAAAUUGAUG